AUGAAAUCAUUCAUCACUUUUGCAGCGAUUGUUUCUGUAGCUAAUGCACAGAUAACGACACUUUGCGCGCAAUACGGUUCCUAUACAAGCGGUGCUUACUCAGUCAACAACAAUCUUUGGGGUGAAAGCGCUGGUUCUGGCUCCCAGUGCACCAAAGUUAACUCCAUCUCGGGCUCUGGUGUCUCCUGGUCUACAACAUGGACCUGGUCAGGGGGAUCUAGCUCAGUGAAGAGUUAUGCCAACUCAGGUGUUUCUUUCACCAAGAAGCUCGUCAGUCAGGUGAACAGCAUCCCGACUUCUGUACAAUGGAGCUACGACAACACCAAUAUCAAUGCCGAUGUUGCCUACGAUCUGUUUACGGCGGCCAAUAUCAACCACGUCACGUAUAGUGGAGACUAUGAGCUCAUGAUCUGGCUUGGUCGUUAUGGUAAUAUCCAGCCUAUCGGCUCUCAAAUUGCUACCGCUACAAUUGAUGGUACCUCCUGGGCGCUUUGGUAUGGAUCAAAUGGGUCACAGAAAACAUACAGCUUCGUCGCAUCCUCGCCAAUCAAAUCUUUCUCCACGGAUAUCAAGCAUUUCUUCAACUACUUGACCCAGAACCAGGGAUUCCCUGCUAGCUCUCAGUAUUUGAUUGAUCUACAAUUUGGCACUGAGCCCUUCACUGGUGGGCCUGCAACCCUGAGUGUUUCGAACUGGUCAGCAAAUGUUCAGUAA
This is a messenger RNA of Penicillium subrubescens, 714 nucleotides long. Its product is annotated as glycoside hydrolase family 12 protein. Lineage: Eukaryota; Fungi; Ascomycota; Eurotiomycetes; Eurotiales; Aspergillaceae. Gene Ontology annotation, molecular function: cellulase activity. Gene Ontology annotation, biological process: polysaccharide catabolic process. Bases 1 to 714 code for a protein of 237 amino acids. The transcript is spliced from 3 exons. The record is from RefSeq and is a predicted model, not a curated record.